Messenger RNA from Callithrix jacchus (white-tufted-ear marmoset), 2054 nucleotides. RefSeq names its product T-box transcription factor 10 (gene TBX10). Gene Ontology annotation, biological process: cell fate specification; positive regulation of DNA-templated transcription; regulation of transcription by RNA polymerase II. Gene Ontology annotation, cellular component: nucleus; chromatin. The record is from RefSeq and is a predicted model, not a curated record. Lineage: Eukaryota; Metazoa; Chordata; Mammalia; Primates; Cebidae. Gene Ontology annotation, molecular function: DNA-binding transcription factor activity, RNA polymerase II-specific; RNA polymerase II cis-regulatory region sequence-specific DNA binding.
UGGGUCUUGGUGGGAGGGCACCUCCUCUGCCAUUCAGCCUGGGAUCUGCUGCUGCCACUCUGCCUCCCAACUCCCUGGGCCCUGUUGGCCUCAGCCCCUCCAGUCAGCCAGGCCUCGGCUCCUGCAGACGCCCAGCUGUCCUCAAGAACCACCCUCCUACCGCCUCACCCCUGCCACGCCUGGGACCAUUGAUCAGGAAUGGCUGGGGGGCUCUUAGCUGGGGAAGGGAUGGACCUGAAAAGGGAGGACAAGGAGGGAGGGGGACGUGGCCACGUCAGAACCUUCCCGCCUGCCCUCCUCCCACACAGCCUGACAGCACAGCCUGAGUGGGUUGGAGAAGGGCCUCUGCGUGCCCCAGAGCCCGAAUCUCACCUUCGGAGACCAGGUCUCCAGCUCCAGUGGGAAGACCACAACCUCGGGACGUGGGCGAAGGGGAUCAGGGAGGCAAGGACAGUCCUGCUGAGAGACCACCGCCUGCGUGAGCACCAGAGGGCUGAGCUGAGGUGCUGGGUGGUGACCACCCCUCCUGGCAGGCAGGGUCCCCUUGGGUGGCAGCCACAGCCCAGCCGCAGCCAAGCAGUGUUUCUCCAGGAGCCGGACAGCUGUUCUGUCUCCAUGGCAGCCUUCCUGUCUGCUGGCCUUGGCAUACUUGCAUCUUCAGAGACUUACCCCCUACCCACAACCAGCUCUGGUUGGGAGCCUCGGCUGGGGUCCCCAUUCCCAUCAGUCCCUUGCACCAGCUCUACUGGGGCCCAAGCUAGGGCAGAGCCCACUGGGCAAGGCCCCAAGAACCCGCGUGUGUCCAGUGUGAUGGUUCAGCUGGAGAUGAAGCCUCUGUGGGAGGAAUUCAACCAGCUGGGCACAGAGAUGAUUGUCACCAAGGCAGGCAGGAGGAUGUUCCCGCCCUUCCAGGUGAAGAUCCUGGGCAUGGACUCCCUGGCUGACUACGCCUUGGUCAUGGACUUCAUCCCCCUGGACGACAAGAGAUACAGGUACGCCUUCCAUAGCUCGGCCUGGCUGGUGGCGGGCAAGGCAGACCCGGCCACACCUGGCCGCGUGCACUUCCAUCCUGACUCGCCAGCCAAAGGUGCCCAGUGGAUGCGCCAGAUUGUGUCCUUCGACAAACUCAAGCUGACCAACAACCUGCUGGAUGACAACGGCCACAUCAUUCUCAACUCCAUGCACCGCUACCAGCCCCGUUUCCACGUGGUCUUCGUGGACCCACGCAAGGACAGUGAGCGCUAUGCCCAGGAGAACUUCAAGUCCUUCAUCUUCACGGAGACCCAGUUCACAGCUGUGACGGCGUACCAGAACCACAGGAUCACCCAGCUGAAAAUCGCCAGCAAUCCUUUUGCCAAGGGCUUUAGAGAGAGUGACCUGGACUCCUGGCCUGUGGCCCCACGGCCCCUGCUCAGUGUCCCAGCUUGGAGUCACAGCAGCCUCAGUCCCUGUUUGCUGAAGGGUGCCACAGAGAGGGAGAAAGACCCCAAGGAAGCUUCAGCUACCACCUCCAAGACCCCUGUUCAGCUCCACCAACAGCUGCUGCCCCCACCUGAGGCCCUGCUGGCCCCAGCCACCUACAGGCCCAUCACCUAUCAGAGCCUGUACUCUGGAGCCCCAAGCCACCUGAGGAUUCCAAGGACCCGACCGGCACCAUACCGCCUCCCCAACAUCCGGGCCGAUAGGGAUCAAGGAGGCCUGCCUCUGCCAACUGGGCUGGGGCUCCUGUCCCCCACUGCAGUGUGCCUAGGGCCUGGCCAGGACUCCCAGUGAUGGCAGAGGCCCUGUGGGGAAGCCUUGCUACCCUGGACCUCACACCUAGUGUGGGAAUCAGCCAGAGGCCUUACCUCCUCCAGCCCCACCACUGUCUCAAGGAGAGCAGUGCAGGUGAAAAUCUAGAGAAGAAGGCUACCUGCCCAGGGUCACAGCAAGGCUGGGCCUUCUACCUCCCAACCCCAGCAGCCUGAAUCCUGUGCCCUCUUGCUUUGGGGGUAACCCUUGAGAACCCUGCUUUACCUCUCCCUUCCCCCCAACAUUAAACUAUCCGGCAUGAG